AUGGGAGUACCCUUCUUUUUCUCAUGGCUAUUGCAAGAAUGCCCUGAAAUGAUUCGGGAAGUGGUUCCUUCAUCCUCCUCCGAAAUCAAACAAGAAAACAAAUUUCCCAUUGAUCAUCUCUUUCUUGAUUUGAAUGGGAUCAUUCAUACCUUUAAAGAUUGCAAUUUGCAAACAAAAUUACUUGAUCCAUUAUUAAUUUCCAAAAACAGCAGAAAUGAGCAAAGUGGAAUGGAAGAUCAAGACUUUUCAACUCACGAUCAAGUAGACACACUAGAAUUAACAUUUGAACGAUUUAUUCUAUCCAUCAUGUUGUACAUGGAAGAAAUUGUUUAUCGGUUUCCUCCGAAAAAGACUUUAUACUUUGCUCUUGAUGGUGUUGCUCCUGCAGCAAAAAUCAAUCAACAACGAGAGAGAAGAUGGGUCUCCUUUAGGAAUAGUAGUGGAUUACCAAAAAGACAAACUUUGGGACAUUCAAGUAGAAGCAGCAGCACUAGCAGUACCAACCACACCAAUCAAGAGAAUGAUACUCUGUUGGAUUCCAUUUCGAUCACAAGUGGGACCUCUUUCAUGAAACAAUUAUCGGAACAUUUACAAUUUUUCAUCAAGAGAAAACUUCAAGAUGAUCAAAAUUGGAGAAGUAUUGAAAACAUUAUAUUUUCGGAUUCCUCUGUACCGGGAGAGGGCGAACACAAAAUUAUUGCACACAUUAGAGAGUUGCAGAAAUCUAAAUUAUCAACCAGUCAAAAAUCAAUUGCGAAUCAUCAUGAAAAAUUUAUGAUUUAUGGAAUGGAUUCCGAUUUGAUAUUUCUCGCACUUACGACACAUGAAGAGCAAUUCUACAUUUUACGUGAUUGGACGUCAUCGGUACAAAUGAAUUCACAACAACUUUAUCAUAACUGGCGUGUCAAGAGAAGGCUGAAACAAGCUAAAGGUUAUGAUAAGGAUCGAUUCGAUCACAAGUUUCAUGUGGUAGACAUUUCUGUUGUGAGAAAAUUAAUUUCAGAUUACAUGAAGAAUCAAGAGGACAAGUCUGCACCUCCACUCGAAUUUGAUUUGAAUCGAGUGAUUGACGAUUUUGUUCUAAUGCUUUUUCUGUGUGGAAAUGAUUUUGUUGCGAGUAUUCCAACGCUCGAUAUUGGAAAAGAAGAGAAUGCAUUAGGAUAUUUAUUUAAAGUCUAUCGUAGUUUAUUUACAACCGCCUUUAAUUACCAAUACAUCUCAGACACUAGUAAUACAUCAAAAUUAAUUGACGUAGACAAGCUCGAACUAUUCAUACAGGUCACUGGGAAAUUGGAAGUUCGAGUUCUUACAAAUCGACUCAAACGAGAGUUGGAUUUAUUGAACCAAAAAAAGAAAAUGGAAGAAGAAAAACAGAAAAAGAAGGAAGAAAAAGAAACAAAUGCUGGACAUACCAAUGAUAGUGAUUUAGAACUUGUUUCAUCAAGUGUGAAUCCAGAACAUUUUAAAAAUUUGCUCUCCAUGAUAGACUUGGACAAGGUCAUGUGUUUGAAUGCUACACAAGAUUUGAAACAGUUUUUAAUGCUUUCAUCAAUCACAAAAAGUGUGUCAGGAACCUUUACUUCUCAAUAUUUGGUGAAAAGCACUAUCGAUUCUGAGAUCAUGUUUGGCAUUCACUUUAAACAACCACUUAGUCUUUGCAGCUUAAUUUUACGAAUGGGAAACACUGCACAACAAUUGAAUGGAAUGGUGGUCAAACUUUUUGUAAAUCAAAAUGUUGACUUUGUAACAAUGGAAACUCACAAAGUCACUCAAGAAUUUUCCUCUACUGACCUUUCAAAUGCACUGCCCACUUGUGAACUCAAGUUGAAACUUCAUGCAUUCCAGAAUGUGAGCAGACUCACUCUCAUUAUUGAGAAUACGAUUCAAAAAACUCAGACGACCAUCGUGGAGCAAUUGGUUCUAUUCGGAAAUGUAUCCACAAAGACAGGAUCUAAACUUUUAAAAGUAUCAAAAAAACAAUGGAAAAAGAAGGAUUACAGCCAUCAAAAAAAGCACAACAUUUCCUUUGAGAUUAGCCAAGAAGAAGAACGUGUUAAAAAAUUUAAGGUUCUUACGAGUUCCAUAUCUUUAAAGAAGAAGGAAGGAAUGCCUCCUCCUCCCUAUGUGGAUAUUGAAAAAUGGAAGACAAAUUACUACAAGAAGAAGCUGAAUAUUGUGUAUGAUCAUUCUGUGGAAUGUGGAGGUGGUGAACAAGUCAGGCAGCUCGUUUCUCAAUAUGUACAUGCUUUGUUUUGGGUCUUUCAUUAUUAUUACUUUGGAGUUCCUUCUUGGGAGUUUUCGUAUCGCUACCAUUAUGCGCCAUGUGCGAGUGAUUUUAAACAUCUUAAAGGUCUUUUCAAAGAUGGUAUUGUGACAUUCCAGAAAGGCAGACCUUUCAAUGAUAUCGAAGGUUUGUUGGCAGUUCUUCCACUUUCGAGAAUAAGUCUUGUCGAGGAGUGUUUAAAUGAAAAGCAAAGACAUAGGCUGAGGUUUGGACUAUCUUCUCCCACAUCUCCUCUUCACGCACUUUUUUACACCCCAUCUACUCACGCGGAACAUCCUUUUCAACCCAUUGAAGAUGUCAUUGAGAUUGACCCAAACGAUGAGGGACUAAAAACCUCAUUGAAAGAUCCAUUCUACCACUACUCGAGAAUGGUUGUACAUUUAAGGAUGGUUGACGUCGUAGAGAUUCGUAAGAUUGCUAGAGAUAUUUUGGGCGAUGAAGAUGUCAAUAAUUCAGAGAGAUCCCAUAUUUUGAUUUUUAGGUGGAACGAUCGAGAGGAAUCUGCAUUAAGAUUGAUUCCUUCCACAAUUUCAGUGUUACCUGACAUUGAGAACUCAAAGGUAAAGGUGACCAGUAUUCCAUUUGAAAAUGACAGUAACGAGAUAAUUAAGCUUCAUAUUUAA
Messenger RNA from Naegleria fowleri, 2907 nucleotides. RefSeq lists its product as uncharacterized. Gene Ontology annotation, cellular component: nucleus. Lineage: Eukaryota; Heterolobosea; Eutetramitea; Acrasida; Naegleriidae. Bases 1 to 2907 code for a protein of 968 amino acids. The transcript has a single exon. Gene Ontology annotation, biological process: nuclear-transcribed mRNA catabolic process. The record is from RefSeq and is a predicted model, not a curated record. Gene Ontology annotation, molecular function: RNA binding; 5'-3' RNA exonuclease activity.